AGGAGAGUGGGACGGGGAGGGUCACCGCGCGUCCGAUGAAUCGCCUCGUCCGUCAGCUUUGAGCAACUUGUUGCGCAGCUGCUAUUUCUCACCUCCUCUGCGGUCCAGCGCUGCGCAGGGAUAGACGCGGUUUUUUGUGCUCCAUCGGCUCCGCGGUGGCGUUUUCUGUGACGGGAGACAGAUGGAUGAGGCGGGGGCUUCCUCCCGCGGACCCGUGCCAUCGUGUUUUUUUGUCCGGGAGCGGAUUUUUCGAGUCGCUUUAAUGUGACCUCAGGAGACAUGCGAUGCGGAUCAUGAGCUGGACGCGUCCUUGCCACGGACUGGACUGGAGCCACAGCCUCUUCUACCUGACCUUACUCCUGUGGACCAGGCGCAUGAGUGGACUGGCUGACUUUUCAAACUACCUGUCCAGGAUCAUCACCAGCCACUCCGCUCAUGCGUGCGACGGCCAGCCUCUGCGACUCCACUGCCCACGUCACUCCACCAUCUCCAUCCAGUCUGCCUUCUACGGGAGCGGCGCGGCGAGGCUGUGCGGCGCAGACCCUCCGCUCGGAGCCCACAACCACAGCUGUUCUGCUUUUACUGCUCUACAGAAGCUGCUGUCCGAGUGUCAGAGCCACAGAGACUGCCAGCUGCCUGUCACCCACCUGCUGUUCGGGAAGGACCCCUGCCCUGGCACUAGCAAAUACCUCCAUGUGGACUACAAGUGUAAACCAACUGAACACAAAAGACAUGUGGUGUGCGAGGGGGGGACGAUGAUCCUGCGCUGUAAGCCCCCCAAGGUUCUGAACAUCUAUGCAGCUGUCUAUGGGAGAAGUCUGGGCCAGACUGACACCUGCCCCUCACACCUGACAAGACCACCCCCAUUUGAGUGUCUGAACCACGACGCUGUACACUUGGUGUCCAAGUCCUGCUACAGCAAACAGAAGUGUGUUGUUGCUGUCAGCAACCAGACCUUCAGGGACCCCUGCUUUCCAGGAACCAGGAAGUACCUCAGCGUGAUGUAUUCCUGUGUACCACAGACUUUACUAAGGGAGGCAGACCCUUACAUAUUCAGCUCCACCUCACCUCCCACUGUGCACACAGACAAGGCUCCUCCUUUAGAUCUGGAGGAGCCUUUAUCCAAAGGGUCAAAAAGGCCUGACAACUCAGGAGCCAUGAUGAGCAACUCUCUCCUGACCUACGCCUACAUCAAAGAGCACGCAGAAAUGGCAGCGCUGCUGUUCACCUCCAGCGUGUGUGUCGGCCUGCUGCUCACGCUGCUGGCCGUGUCGGUCCGAGUGACCUGCAGAGGGCGCCGGCUCAGAGGUCACAGACUCGCACCCAAGUCUCUCAGCCAGGCCGUCGACUGCCAGGAGGAGGAGGACGACGAGGACGAGGACGAGGACGAGGACGAGGACGAAGAUGACGAAGAAGGAACAGAAAGGUCUUUGAUCUCAGCCGCAGAAAGGAAGGCGGUGGAUGGCUGGGAGGAAGUGACUUAUGUGAGCGAGGCGGCCGAACGCGCCGAGAGGAUUGAGCGCAGGGAGAUGAUCAUACAGGAGAUAUGGAUGAACGCCUACCUGAAUGGCAGCUCAUGUUAACAGUGACGCUUGGAUGCUGUUCAGCACCUUCAGGAUUUUUUUCAGGAUUCUCUGCAGCAGUCCCCGCCCCCUUUGACCCUCAACAGAACAACUGACUUUGUGUUUUUUUACAUUGUAGAGCAGUCUUAUGUGUAUUUUGACAUGCUUUGCAGAACCCUGCAGCUUGUGAAGAAUGAAAUGUUUGGGUGAAACUGCAGCACUAGCCAUUUU
This is a messenger RNA of Chelmon rostratus (copperband butterflyfish), 1793 nucleotides long. RefSeq names its product eva-1 homolog C (C. elegans) (gene eva1c). Bases 285 to 1583 code for a protein of 432 amino acids. Gene Ontology annotation, biological process: RNA catabolic process. Gene Ontology annotation, cellular component: ribonuclease H2 complex. The transcript is spliced from 8 exons. Gene Ontology annotation, molecular function: carbohydrate binding. Lineage: Eukaryota; Metazoa; Chordata; Actinopteri; Chaetodontiformes; Chaetodontidae. The record is from RefSeq and is a predicted model, not a curated record.